UCAUAGUUCCCGCCAUCAGCCGCUCUCCCUGACCAGGGGGAGCGAGCGGCCUCGCUCUUUCGGGCCCGAGGUCCUUUCCGUCUUCCCUCCCGGCUCCCCCGCGCCGCGUGGACUCCGUGCUCUUGGCAGGCCUGUCGGGGGCUCCGGACUCUCAGACACAGCUGAGCUGAUGGCUCCUGGAGAACUGGCCUAGCUGCGGAAUAUGAGUAGUUUCCCAAGAAGAGUGCAUUGCCUUUGGCACAAGGAUCAGAAUAAAGGUGAAUUGUUAUUACAUAGGGUUUUUCAGUAAAAAACUGAAAAAACCUAUCAGGUGAAGGUAUAUUUUUGCUUUUUAAUUUGGCUAGAAGCAAUUUAUUUUUAAAGAAAGUAUGUCUCCUCUGAAGAUACAUGGUCCUAUCAGAAUUCGAAGUAUGCAGACUGGGAUUACAAAGUGGAAAGAAGGAUCCUUUGAAAUUGUGGAAAAAGAGAAUAAAGUCAGUCUAAUAGUUCACUACAAUACUGGAGGAAUCCCAAGGAUAUUUCAGCUAAGUCAUAACAUUAAAAAUGUGGUGCUUCGACCCAGUGGAGCAAAACAAAGUCGCCUAAUGUUAACUCUACAAGAUAACAGCUUCUUGUCUAUUGACAAAGUACCAAGUAAGGAUGCAGAAGAAAUGAGGUUGUUCUUAGAUGCAGUUCAUCAAAACAGACUUCAUGCAGCCAUUAAACCUUCUCAGGGGUCUGGUAGUUUUGGAGCCAUUCUCAGCAGCAGAGCCUCACCGAAGGAGACCAACAGACAGCUUUCUUACUCAGACAACCAGGUCUCUUCAAAAAGAGGAAGUUUGGAAACUAAAGAUGAUAUUCCAUUUCGAAAAGUUCUUAGUAAUCCGGGUAGAGGAUCUUCUAAGACUGUCUCAGGGAGUGGAGUAGCUGUUACUCGUUCAGUUCCUUCUUUGACAUCUACGUCAUCACCUCUUAGAUCAGGACUAUUAGAAAACCGGACUGAGAAGAGGAAAAGAAUGCUAUCAUCUGGCUCAGAGCUAAAUGAAGAUUACCCUAAGGAAAAUGAUUCUUCAUCGAACAACAAGGCUAUGACAGAUCCUUCAAGAAAAUAUUUAACCAGCAGUAGAGAAAAACAGUUGAGUUUGAAACAGUCAGAAGAGAAUCGGACACCAGGGCUUUUACCUUUGCAGUCAUCAUCAUUUUAUGGUAGCAGAGCUGGAUCCAAGGACUACACUGCUGGUGGUACUAACCUAGACAGGACUAAUGUUUCAGGUCAAACACCAUCUGCCAAAAGAAGUUUGGGAUUUCUUCCUCAGCCAGCCCCUCUUUCUGUUAAAAAACUGAGAUGUAACCAGGAUUAUACUGGCUGGAACAAACCAAGAGUGCCCCUUGCUUCUCACCAACAGCAACAGCUGCAGGGUUUCUCCAACUUGGGAAAUACCUGCUAUAUGAAUGCUAUUUUACAAUCCUUAUUUUCACUCCAGUCAUUUGCAAACGACUUGCUUAAGCAGGGUAUUCCAUGGAAGAAAAUUCCAUUCAAUGCACUUCUCAGACGCUUUGCACACUUGCUCAUUAAAAAAGAUAUAUGCAAUUCAGAAACCAAAAAAGAUCUACUUAAGAAGGUUAAAAAUGCCAUUUCAGCUACAGCAGAGAGAUUCUCUGGUUAUAUGCAGAAUGAUGCUCAUGAAUUUUUAAGUCAGUGCUUAGACCAGCUGAAGGAGGAUAUGGAAAAAUUAAAUAAAACAUGGAAGAGUGAACCUGUUCCUGGAGAAGAAAAUUCACCAGAUAUUUCAGCUACCAGAGUUUACACUUGCCCUGUUAUUACUAAUUUGGAAUUUGAGGUUCAGCACUCCAUUAUUUGUAAAGCAUGUGGAGAAAUCGUUCCCAAAAGAGAACAGUUCAACGACCUUUCCAUUGACCUUCCUCGUAGGAAAAAACCACUCCCUCCUCGUUCAAUUCAGGAUUCUCUUGACCUUUUCUUUAGGGCAGAAGAACUUGAGUAUUCUUGUGAGAAGUGUGGUGGGAAGUGUGCUCUUGUCAGGCACAAAUUUAACAGGCUUCCCAGAGUCCUCAUUCUUCAUUUGAAACGAUAUAGCUUCAAUGUUACUCUUUCGCUUAACAACAAGAUUGGGCAGCAAGUCAUCAUUCCAAGAUACCUGACUCUGUUAUCUCAUUGCACUGAAAAUACAAAACCACCUUUUGCUCUUAGUUGGAGUGCACACAUGGCAAUUUCUAGACCAUUGAAAGCCUCUCAAAUGGUGAAUUCCUGCAUCACCAGCCCUUCUACACCUUCAAAGAAAUUUACCUUCAAGUCCAAGAGCUCCUUGGCUUUAUGCCUGGAUUCAGACAGUGAGGAUGAGCUAAAACGCUCUGUGGCCCUGAGCCAGAGAUUUUGUGAAAUGGCCAGCAAUGAACAGCAACAGGAAGACCUGGAAAAAGUAUUCUGGUUUCCUCAAAGUUAUUGUCUUCUUCAGGAUUCAAAAUUAUGCAGAAUUGAGCCUGAUAAGUCCGAAAUGGAAAAUGCAGGAUUUGACAGAAUGAAUGAAGAAGAGCUUAUAGCAGCUGUCUUAGAGAUAAGUAAGAGAGAAACUUCACCAUCUCCAAGUCAUGAAGAUGAUGAUAAACCAACCAGCAGCCCAGAUACCGGAUUUGCAGAGGAUGAUAUUCAAGAAAUGCCUGAAAAUCCAGACACUGUUGAAACUGAGAAGCCCAAAACAACCACAGAGCCAGAUCCUGCCAGUUUUGCUGAGAUAACUAAAGACUGUGAUGAGAAUAAAGAAAACAAAACUCCAGAGGGAUCUCAGGGAGAGGUUGAUUGGCUCCAGCAGUACGACAUGGAGCGUGAACGAGAAGAGCAAGAGCUCCAGCAGGCGCUGGUUCAGAGCCUUCAAGAGCAAGAGGCUUGGGAACAGAAAGAAGAUGAUGACCUCAAAAGAGCUACUGAGCUAAGUCUUCAAGAGUUUAACAACUCUUUUCUGGACGCAUUGGGUUCUGAUGAGGACUCUGGAAAUGAGGACGUUUUCGAUAUGGAGUACACAGAAGCUGAAGCUGAAGAACUGAAAAGAAAUGCUGAGACAGGAAAUCUUCCUCAUUCCUAUCGACUCAUCAGCGUUGUCAGCCACAUUGGCAGCACCUCUUCUUCAGGUCAUUAUAUUAGUGAUGUGUACGACAUUAAGAAGCAGUCAUGGUUUACUUACAAUGACCUGGAGGUAUCUAAAAUCCAGGAGGCUGCCGUGCAGAGCGAUCGAGAUCGGAGUGGCUACAUCUUCUUUUAUAUGCACAAGGAAAUCUUUGAUGAGCUGCUGGAAACAGAAAAGAACUCUCAGGCACUUAGCGUGGAAGCGGGGAAGACGACACGGCAGGCCUCGUGAGGAGCCGCUCCUGGGUGGGCAGCGAGCACUGCAGAUUCCCUUCCUGCCGCCCACCCUACCUUUCCUCUGCUUGAGGAGAAUUUGGAAUUCUGCUUGAUGCGGGAGCAACAAAUAGCUCAGGGCCAAACCAAAAGAUGAAAAUUGCAGUUACGUAGAAUGCUCCAGGCUAACUGUUUUAUGGAAACUUUGGUCUCACAUCUGUAGCUGAUUAUCCUCUUAUUCUCCUACAAGAGUGGCACUUCCUUUUGUCUUAGGAAUACGUGUUGUAAAUAUAUAUGUGUAUAUAUAUGUACAUACACACACACACACGGAAUGAAAGGAGCCUUAAAGAGUUAGGAUGAGCAGCCGGAGCGUGCCUGUUCAAAUGACUAGCACAGCGGUUUGGAGAAGGAGUGAGGUUGUCAGAGUCUGUUCAUCUGGGAGAUGUGUGAGGAGGCGCAGAUCAGUUGGUGUUGAGCUUUCCUGUUCCUUGAGUAGCUUCACUCAAGGCUGUGACCUUUCAUGUGUGUGUCUGAUUAGUACAGCUCACCGGAAAGCCAGCUCUCCCUGUUACACUAACGACGGUUUGUUCUCCUUACAAGAGAGGGACAUUUGUCGUCUGACUUGAGGAGCUUUUUUUUUUAAAGUUCAUGAAUUUGUAAUGCCUUUGCUAUUUACAUGCAGUCCUGAGAAAUGGAUUUGCUGGUGCUUUGGAAUGUGUUAUGGUCCCACAUUUGGUAUCCAUCAUACACUUUGCAUCUCCUCUAGGAAGAGUCCUAUAUUAUUUUGAUGAUGAAGAUAGAGUUUUUUAUUUUCUAGUGUAUCAUUCUUCCAUGGAACAGGCAUUAACCUAAAAGAUUGUAACCAAAACUUAAGGUAGAAAAUUAGGAUUGCUCUAAUUAGGACUCCCCAGCAGGUAUACUUAGGGGUAAGGCAGAACACUAGCAUCUCUCUGUGUCUCAGAGAGCAGUCAAGAGGAGUGUUGUGUCAGAACUAAAAUUCUGGACCACUAAAGCAAAAGCCCCGGAGGUGUGAAAUCACACACCUGAACUAUAAGGAUAAAACUUGAGCAUUUGCUGCCUGGCUUUGCCCUUAAAGAGGAUAAGAAUUCAAAUGUGAUUGGUUUAGGUAAUCUGAAGAACUAGCACGGAACCAAGGUGCAUAAUGCUUUCAUCUUACUCUCUAGGUGCUAUGAGUUGAGGCUAAGUAGGGUUGCACCGUUAAUGCUACAUCAGUCACCGAGCUGACAUAACUAGCUUGGCAAGCAGCUUCCAAAACCAUGAAGAGUGAGUUUGAGACUGGAAUUCUGUCCACAGAAGCAUCGUGUGAGCUCAGACUGUCAUUAGGAUGACCAGUUUUGUAUAACAAAAGAAAACCUUCAUUAUUUUCUUUCAUGCUUUUAUGUAAAUGAGAUUACUCUUUUGCUCUGAGGUAGAAAGAAAACCACCUCAAGUUUUCAAGGGGAGAAAACAUCUUAAAAUCAAUCAUCAUAGAAGAUGCAAUAUCUUUCCUGGGAGAUUACAUUCAACGAGCUCCAGCUGUGCUCUUAGAACUCGGCUGCCUUCUGACAUCUCAGCCCCUUAUACAGCUUCCAUUCUUGAAUUGUACAUGGCCUCAGCACUGUGGCGGAACCACUGACAAAUGCUUUGCCUCGACCAGCCCCCUGCAGAUACACUGUGGUUGACAUUUUGGAAUGAUACGGUGGUGGGAAAUGCAGGAGUAAUUUAGGGCAAUGGAAAAAACUAGCUUUACAAAUUUUGUUUCAUUUCUAUCAGGAGCCUCUUUCUUUUGUUUUUCGCUUGAAGAGAACUGAUUUUCUCAUGAGUGAACGGAGGAUGAAAUUCUUUAGGUAUUACUACUCUUCCCUGUCGUGUUCGCGAAUUUUGAGAGGCACUGUCAAAAAUGAUCGGGAAUGCUUUGAAGUGAGGGCUGCGUUAAGACACAGAAAAAACUAGAAACAAUGCAUCAGCCUGGCUUGCCUCGUGAAGCAGCCUCAUUUGCAGUACUUUGAUAGCUUGCAGAGAUGCACACUUGGCUCAGUAACCUGAUUCCGUGUGCUCUUCGUGUCCUGGGCAGGCCUUGUUAGCUGGAAGCAGGUCUGGGGUAGAGGAGUUACCUCGUUGUUCAUAUGCUUGGCAGUUUGGGACUCUGCUUUUGCUGGUGUCUGUUAUCACUGUGGCCUUGUCAGUCUCCCUUCUGCCGUGGCUGCAUCAGCUCACCCCUGGACUAAAACGGACAGUGCAGCUGGACUUGAUGAUGCGGUUUGUUGAGGUUUUUGAGCUGGCUGUAUAUAUUUAAAAAUUAUAAAAAGAUAAUAUAUUAUUUUUUGCACAAUGUGAUCAGUUUGCCCCGAAUCAGAGGAAGGGGCGGUUAGCACACUGGGGCCAGGGAGGGACAGACUGCUUCAGUUCCCGGCAGUCUGCACAAUCACUAAUUAGCCUUCCUAUCGAACAUACCAAAUGUGUGCUUACGUUACUUUAAAGACUUUAAGUUGGAACUUGAUAGCAAUAAGUUCUGAACACAACCUUUUGCUCUCAGUUGGAAUUUUUUGGAAAGGAAAAAUAAACUAAAUUCAAACUUGUUGGCAAAUUGCAUGUGGCUAAAUGCUGUUUUCCCUUUAGUAGCCAUGAUUAUAACUCAUAAAUUGUGUCUCAACAGAAUAGAAUAAGAAGCAAGUCCAUGAAUUGGUCUUCUAUUGUGACGCCAACCCCUGUUUACUUGCUGUGGUCUGUUCAUUCCAGGCCUUGCUUAAGUGGCUCAGUAACAAAUAUAACAAAUAGAAAUUGUUUACAUUUUGAGACAUGCACAGUGGUACAGAUAAGUUAACUCGGAAAGCAAAUACUAGACUACGCAUGUCCUCAUGUUUCUCUAGUGUUAAAUUCUUCCAAAAGAGAGGCUGUAAGAUUUCAAACCUAACAAGGUGACCCAUGAAAGCACCCUUCCUUACCGCACUACUGUGAUGGAACUGCGUGUGGAUAGUCACACAUCCAGUUGUGUAAUGAAGAUGACCUGCAAACACCCGAACUAAAGAGAGGUAGAUAGUUUGUAAACUGGUUUGUGACCUACUGGAAAGGUCCUAUCACAAGAACAACAGAAACACCCUCUCCCCCUUUCUUCUCUGUCUUCUAAAAUGACUGCAGUGGAUGCUCGUAAUUAUUUAGCCUUUUGUGGGCUUUUUGGAUUUUUGUUGUCCCCUGUUUGAUAUAAUUGACCCUCCAAGGCGGACUUCCCUUGUAAGUCAGGGAAGCAGCUAAAUCUCCAGCUGCACACGGCCCUCGCACACACAAGGAGAGCACUAGGAGAACCAGCGCCCGGUAGCAGCUGCAGCUGCAUCAAGCUGUCCCCGCAAAGCAGAGGAGCCCUUUUCCUUCCCGUCGUGCUUCACACUGCAGACGUGUGCAAGACUAAACAGACUUCUGCCCUCAGACAUCUUUCUAAUGCAUUAAGAAUCCAGGUUGGGUUUUUUUUUUUUUUUAUGUGUCUUAUUAACAUCUGAAAAAAAAUGUGUGUGUUAUUGGAAAACCAUAGCUUUUUAGGCCUUGACCGUUGAGUGACAGUUUUGUUGCUGUGUCUCACCGCAGUCACGGACGCCCUGUGGCAUGCCUGAUUACUACUGCACUUUAGGCAGUCUCUUUCGUUGUAGCCUUUGUACCCAGUUAGUAGAUUGUUUCCUUUCCAUGGGUGCUGUGUGUCUGAGGUUUUCAAGUUUUUAAUGGGAGGUAUGGCAGUCUGCAUAUGAGCAUUUGAUUUUAGUAACAGACUUUUCUUAAUGUUUGAAUUACAGGUGCAUCCACUGCAUAAGAACACAGAGUGGCAUAAGGGUCUGGGUUAGGAUCUAAGUGUGUUGGGUCAAAUACCACAGCAAAGAAGGGGUCCAUUUGGAAAACAGUAGGCCUGUGAGUGAGACGUCUUGUGGGUGUGCACACCUCUGUCCCCGGGUUUCCCUCCCUCACUUCUCUGGCCCGCUAUGUUUUCUUUGUGCUUAGAGAGAGAGACAAAAGUGAGGUGAGGCUCCUACAGUUUGCCUAAUAGAGCCGUGAGCAGGUUUGCUGGCAGCUUGGGCCACACGAUGUGAGGUGAUCCCUUCUGUGUUCAGAGUGGACUUCUGACUCCAGUUCUUUCUGUUCUGUGAGGAGCGGCGCUUUAUCUGUGUUUUAGCAGAACUGUUCCUCUGAUCCUUUACAGUUUUCCCUGUUUUUGUUUCCUUUUUAAAUUAUGCAGAGAGUUUUUGUGUGUGAAAUUAAAGCCUUUAUUAACCUGUUCGCGCGGCUGUCAUUUCUGAGGACACACUCCUGCAGACACUCCGCAGCCCGCUGUGAAGCUGUGGCCACCU
Messenger RNA from Lepus europaeus (European hare), 7662 nucleotides. It is a transcript of the gene USP37, whose product is annotated as ubiquitin specific peptidase 37. Gene Ontology annotation, cellular component: cytosol; nucleus. The record is from RefSeq and is a predicted model, not a curated record. Gene Ontology annotation, molecular function: cysteine-type deubiquitinase activity; cysteine-type endopeptidase activity. Lineage: Eukaryota; Metazoa; Chordata; Mammalia; Lagomorpha; Leporidae. The coding region runs from base 369 to 3350 and encodes 993 amino acids. The transcript has 25 exons. Gene Ontology annotation, biological process: G1/S transition of mitotic cell cycle; protein deubiquitination.